Molecule: messenger RNA, 781 nt
Organism: Trichoderma harzianum CBS 226.95
Lineage: Eukaryota; Fungi; Ascomycota; Sordariomycetes; Hypocreales; Hypocreaceae
Exons: 1
Coding region: 216-674 (152 amino acids)
Source: RefSeq, a predicted model, not a curated record
CGAUAGAUAUCCAGCCACUCGCAUUAUAAUGGCCAACUUGAAGAAGGCAGUGUUGGUUGUUGGUAGAUGGCGCAGAGUUGGGCGCCUGGAAUUAUUGCAUAUAGUAGACUUUAUGCGAGCCUUUUAUUUUAUUUUAUUUUUUUUUAUUUUUAUUUUUUUUUUAUGCGUGUGUUCCUAUUUAGACAGUAGAUAAGAGAUCACAGCGAGUCAAUAUCAUGGAGCAAGCCAAAUCAACAUUGCAUGGGUCAUUAAAGGGAGAAGUGCAAUGGGAGACCGCAAAAGCAAUGCCUCCUAUUAUAGGUAUUAUAGGGUGUGGCUAUUCAGCACCCCAAGUGUGCCAUCUAGCACUCCGCAUCUUCGAUUUGAAGCUACCUGCGAGUGAUGAUAUCAUAUCCAUACCAGAGGGAUAUAGUUAUAGUAGCAGAUACCAGAGGGAUAUAGAAGAGAGUAGUGAUAGUGGCAGAUGCUCAAGGAACCGGGCAUCUAUCUACUACCUAGUAUUUAAUCCAUCCUAUAUACUGCAUAAUUUACUAGGUAGGAGGUGGGUUGACGAAUGGCCCUCUCUAUUGGUAAACGAAGUAUUCUCUGAAUCUCGGUAUAAUACUCCAUGCUUGAACGAGUCAUUUAGGUGCGGCAUAGCCACUCCCUACCUGCUCGUAUACUUACGACACUGAAACAUUGGAUGUGAAUGACAAAGCCCAUUUUGGAAUACGUGUAUGCUGCUCAAUUCCUUGCAUCCACGUGUCAACGCAGAUGGAGCCUGCGUUCUGAGUUGUAGGAU